Anisakis simplex (herring worm) is the source of this 561-nucleotide messenger RNA. The record is from the annotation of a GenBank genome assembly. NCBI's taxonomy places the organism in Eukaryota, Metazoa, Nematoda, Chromadorea, Rhabditida, Anisakidae.
UAUCUUUGUGGAACGGAUAUCACUUUCGAAUGGUUACACCGAAAACUUGUCGAUGCUCUGAAUGUGGAUGAGCCGAAGCCGAACUGGAUUGCAGAAUGCAUCGAAACGUUACCGUAUAAAAAGAUGCAACGAUCAAAAGUGAUCAGAGUAACACUGGGAUGGGAGAACGUUGAUCUGCCGAGAAGCGUUAUCCUGAAAGUGGCGCUAAGGCAGAUCACUUGUGAUGACGAGGGUGGAUAUGUGGAUGAAGAGACUAGCCGAUAUGUCAACAGCACCUUCAGAAGAGAAUGUAUCGUCUAUGAAUGGUUCAAGCAACACAAAAAAUUGGCCGUACCCCGAACGUUGCAUAUCAGAAAGCAUUCGACAGAAAGCACCUGUGGUGUGUUGCUAAUGCAAGAUCUAUGCGAGAACACGCCUCAACGUGGCCAAAUCAUCCAAGCACUCACCUUGCAAACCACAAAAGACUUGCUCAAAAAUUUGGCUAUUAUUCAUGCUAAAUCACUACUAUCUGGUGAGCAGUUUCAGUUGCCAACCAAUAUAAGUCCACCAUUAAUUAAUUAA